Molecule: messenger RNA, 898 nt
Organism: Prorocentrum cordatum
Lineage: Eukaryota; Dinophyceae; Prorocentrales; Prorocentraceae
Source: the annotation of a GenBank genome assembly
GGCAGGCGCCCCUGGGGCGCCGCCCCCGCCGAUGGGCAUGCCCGGCGAGCUGCGCCGCGGGUCAGCAGGUGGCGCCGGCGCGCCCCCGGGGCACAACUACCCGGACGCGUCGUCGUCGCAGGGCCCGGCUGGCAUCGGCGGGCAGCCCGGCAACUCGCCUUGGGUGAUGCCAGGCGCCAUGCCCUCGGCGCAGGCCCUGCAGGGCGCCAUGGGCGCCUCGGGCGGCGGGCGCAACAAGGGCAAGGACAGCGGGGCCACCAAGAAGAGCGAGGGCACCACGGAGCAGAAGGGGCGUGUGCCCCUCAGCGGAGGCGGCCCGAAGCGCACGGACUACAUCAAGAAGUACGGUGGCGGCGAGGGAGCCGAGUGCAGCGACGAGCAGCCCAAGGAGGGCAAGGUGCCGAUCACGACAAUGAUGCUCAAGAACAUCCCCUGCCGAAAGAGCCAGGAGGAGGUUGCCAUGCACAUCGACCAGAAGGGCUUCUCCGGGAGGUACGACUUCUUCUACCUGCCCCGCGACGUGAAGUUCCGCGCGAACUUGGGAUAUGCGUUCAUCAACUUCCUCACGCCCGAGGAUGCUUCUCAGUUCGAGCAGGAGAUGAACGGCUACCGCUUCAACGGUUCAGGUUCGACGAAGGCGUGCGCCAUCGUGCCUGCCCACGUCCAGGGACUUGUCAACAAUCUGGCCGCCUUCAAGCGCACAGAGGUCAUGCGCAGCAGCCGCAAGCCGUACUUUGCCGGCGAAGGCAAAGAGUAGAAGGCGCCGCGGCGCGGGCCGCGCCCGCGCCCCCGCGCCGCCCCCGUGCACCCCCCCCCGCGCGGCCUGCCAUUGCCCUGAUUUUCCCGCUCGGCCUGCACUUUCCCUGCCCGGUCACUGCUUGCGGUCGCGGAGGGCUGG